AUGACUAACGAAUCGCAUGAAAAUCGAUUUUCCGUGCGCUCUGUCUCUGAGGGCAUUGACGACCACUACCUCACUCGGGAGGCGCCCCCUCGCGUCGACCACUACCGCAAUGUUAUGUCAGUUCAUUGCCGGAUCUCACGGCCCACUCUCGAAGAGCUGUUCGUGGGCCACACCAACAACAACUAUCUCACGAAGUCAACCGAUCCUCAGAAGAGCGGUCGUACGGAAGGCAAUAUCAAACUGGGAUGGUUACAGGGCGUCCUCAUGCGCUGUAUUCUCAACAUAUGGGGAGUCAUGUUAUUCCUGCGCCUCUCGUGGGUCGUCGGCGAAGCGGGUAUUGGUUUGGCGUUUGUGGUGAUGAUAUCGGCCACUUUCAUCACUACCAUAACUUCCAUCUCCAUGUGCGCCAUUUCCACCAACGGUGAGGUGAAGGGCGGCGGCACCUACUAUAUGAUCUCACGAUCACUCGGACCCGAGUUUGGCGGAGCCAUUGGG
Messenger RNA from Oppiella nova, 495 nucleotides. The record is from the annotation of a GenBank genome assembly. NCBI's taxonomy places the organism in Eukaryota, Metazoa, Arthropoda, Arachnida, Sarcoptiformes, Oppiidae.